GGUCCGGCAGUGCCUCCCGCCGUCCCGCUAUGGCGCUGCUGCUGGAUCUGCUCCGCCGGCUGCUGGAGCUCCUGGGCUGGCCGCCCCACCAGGCCAUAUUUUUUGAAACUCGCGUGCUUGGCAGCAGUAUCACUCGUGCAGUCAGAACAUGCCUUCCUUCAGCAGUCUCAUCAGGAAGGCAUUUCCAGCAGUUAUACACCAUCAUAAGGAAGUAUCAAAUCAAGGUCAUAUCUGUUUGCCAAAAAAAGCAAUAUGGAUCUACUCGAAGUGUUGUCCGGAGACUUGGGACAAUUCUUUCCCUGGAACCCUAUCCAAGACCUUAUUUUCAACUUGUUCAAGACCCAAAUCCAUUGGGUUAUGAUGAACAAAGUGCAGCUCCAACUUCUGUGGCUCCAUCACUUGCUGAUGUCCUGUGGGUGGCAAAUGAUGAAGGACAGGCUUUUACUAGACACAGGACUGAAUUAUGCAGAAAAGAGAAAAGCACAGCUCAUCAUGACCUAUAUCCAUCUAUAGAUUCAAUACAGAGCAUUCCAAGAAACAGUACACACAAAGACAAUAUUGAUCAAGCAGCCCUCCAGAAGAUUUCUGCUCUUGAAGAUGAGCUAACCUUUCUUCGUGCUCAGAUUGCUGCAAUUGUUUCAGCACAGACACUGGGAACCAUUCCAUCACAAGCCUUUAAUACACUCAGCACUCCAGAUGGAUUUUACCCAGUGCCAGCCAUGACUUCCACACCAUUGUCCGUCUCUCACAAUCACUUUGUAAUUCCCUUGCCUCCUCCACUUCCUUCUGGUGUACCAUCUGGUGUUGAUUCUGGUAAAUCUGCAAUGGAACUUAUAAAACAACGCCGUGCUGCAAGAAAUGGUGAUUCAAGUGCAGCUGAUAGUGCUGAUCAUCAGAAGACAAAGAACGUUCCUAGUAUGAUGGAUGUUUUGAAAGACCUGAACAAAGUUCAGUUGCGAGCUGUUGAGAGGUCUCCUGGAGGUACUCCUCUUUCUAGACACCAAAAGAGACAAAGUUCAGAUUGGGAUCCAGUUGCUCUACUAACUCACGCAUUAAAGCAGAAAUUUGCACAUAAAAAUUAUGAUGAAGAUGAUUCUCUGGACAAAGAAAAUCGAUCUUUUGAUAACUCUCCAUUUUCUAGUCCAGAGAUCCCAACGGUUGGACGUUGCAGUCUGAAGCUAAAUGCAAAACCUAGCCUUACAAGAACUGAUGAAGCUGAACAGGUACCAGCGUGGAAAGUGAGAGCUCAUAUUUAGCUGCAGUGGAGACUUCUGAGGAAACUUCAUAGUGUACAUGAGUGGUGGGUCCACUUGGAAACUGCUGUAAGGUGCUGUAUUGUGUUGUUCUAGAACAGGUCUUUCCUAUGCUAUUCAAGUUUGGGUGUUGUAGGGUUUGUAAAAUUACCUCCUCCUUGGUUUCCCAGAAGCCAAACUUGUGAAUGUGAUGUUUUGAUGAGAAGCAUAGAAUCGAAAGAGGGCUUCCAUUACUAUGUAGCAGUGUGUUUGAAACCUGGGAGAUCGAGGAAAGCAGUAUGUGUGGGGAGGGAAAUAUAUUACUGUGGCAGCUGAGGUGUGCGUUCUGUUUGCAGUGUAAAUAACAAAGUAUAAACUUUUUGUUAGUGUGUUAUCACUGGCUGUAUAUAAUGGUAAUACUUCUUCAUUAGAGUAGUAUAGUUGCCAUGGUUUUCUCUGCAGUUAAGAUGCAACUCCUUAUUCCACGUGCAACCAAUAUUCUGAUUCAUUUUGGGUCAGGAGAUGAACUUUUAUGUUUGUGAAACUUUGUGCUGUAAGUAAACUGCAGCUGCCUAUUAAGUGCCUGUAAUAUGAGGGAGUUGCAUUCUGAGAUAAAAAAAGACCUUGGAGAGAGAUCUGCUAGCACAUAGUCUAAAUUCCAUGUGUAAGUAAACAUUAAUUCCCACCUCAACUUGUUCAUCUGACCUCAGUUUUGUUCACAUGAGUUUAUAAAAUAAAAUUUUCUUUAUAUUGUA
Messenger RNA from Empidonax traillii (willow flycatcher), 1987 nucleotides. RefSeq names its product mitochondrial fission regulator 2 (gene MTFR2). The record is from RefSeq and is a predicted model, not a curated record. NCBI's taxonomy places the organism in Eukaryota, Metazoa, Chordata, Aves, Passeriformes, Tyrannidae. The transcript has 8 exons. Gene Ontology annotation, biological process: mitochondrial fission; aerobic respiration. Bases 30 to 1256 code for a protein of 408 amino acids. Gene Ontology annotation, cellular component: mitochondrion.